AUGAAGUUACCGGGAUUAGAUAUACCUUUAGCACAUCAAGUUGCGACAAUAACAGCCACAUCAACGUCAAUAUCUGAAAGGAUUCAAUCUCCUACAUUAAAUUCUAUCACAACAAACAAUUUAACCUCCCAAAUUAAUUUACCUCUACUUCCGACCCCUGAACCACAACAAAAAGAAACGAUCAACAAUCAGAUAUCAAUCAAGUUGUUAAAACAUCGCAAAGCAACAUCAGUGUCAUCAUUAAAUAGUUAUCGUGUGGAAAUCUUCUUGAUAUUAGAUAAUUUUGCUCAUUUGGUAAAGUCGAUGGGCACCAGUGGUGGCAUGAUAUUCUAUCUAAUGAUAUUUUUAACCACUUUCCCAUUGGUGAUUGGAUAUAGCACAUUAAUUACUUUAUCAGGAUUUACAUUUGGGUUCAGGGUAGGAUUUUUUAUAUCAUAUAUGGCAGCUCUUACAGGAGCCAUAACAGUAUUUUAUUUAAGUAGAAAAUGGUUUAGAAAAUCCGUUAGAAGGAUGUUACAUAAAAAUAAAUCCCUUAAUGCUGUCAUUACAGCGGUUGAGAAAAAGGGUUUCAAGUUAUUAUUCUUAAUAAGGUUAGCACCUUAUCCUUAUAAUGUGUUAAAUACUUUGUUGUCAGCUACACAUUUAUCAUUCAAAACGUUCGUAGGAGCAACCGCCUUAUCUUUAUUCAAAUUAAUGAUACAUGUUUGGAUUGGAAGCAAGUUAUCUUCAUUUUCUGCUCAUUAUACUCUCAAAGAAACCAAUGAUAUUAGCACAACUAGUAAUAAUAACAGUCAGGAUGUGUUGAAAGCAAUAAUGAUGAUUAUUGGAAUAAGUAUUGUUGAUUUUGUUAUUGACAAUCUUUUUAUUACUAACGAAAAAAUGAAUGAAAAUAAUGAUGUUGAAAAAGAUGAACAUAGUAAUCAUAAGGGCAUAAGAUCUAUUGACGUUAUUGAAGAAGAAAAUACCAAUUAA
This is a messenger RNA of Funneliformis mosseae, 972 nucleotides long. Lineage: Eukaryota; Fungi; Glomeromycota; Glomeromycetes; Glomerales; Glomeraceae. The record is from the annotation of a GenBank genome assembly.